AUGGCACAUGGACCAAGUGAAUUCGUGGGUGCAGAGAAGCAGGUUUCAGAGAGAAAAGGACAUCAUAGGACUGAAAAUGAGAUUAGAGAAGAGAAUGCCAUGGAUAGAGAUGUGGUUAGAGACAUACAAGAACGCUUUCGUGGGGGAUGUGGUGAAGAAGAAGUCAGAAGUGAAAGUGACGAACCGGAUUUCGCAAGAAUCGAGAAUCUGAAGAUCCAGGGACAACAUACAACGGCAACAUCCUCAGAUAUGCCGCUGAUAGUUUCGGGACGUAAAGCAGCAAGGUCAUUGAGACUAUUUCGCGGGGAUGGAAAUCGUGAUAUCGAGAGUUUGAUAGAGAUGCCCACGCCAGAGGCCGACAAUAAACCGCAAGAGGUAGCGCACGAGGCCAUCGCUAACGGCGGAGGAGGGAAUAAUAAUACUGAAGCUGGGGCAUCAAAAAUAAGGAUAUCACCUGAAUCAAACACUCCAGUAAUUGGUAAACUUCCUGAGAAUGAUGCAAGUAAAAUAGUUGGAUUGGAACCAGUGUCGUCGGCGACAUAUUUUCCCCAUACUCCAGCUGAUCAGAAAUAUAUCCAGUAUACCAUAGUUGAUGCAGAUGGAACAUCUACCAAGACACGACACUUGACAGCUGAUUUGGAGUUUGACCAUUCUAGUGAUGGUGAUAUUACCAAAAUUCAAAAGUAUGUCGGCCAUAAAGACGAUAUUGACCAUGUACAGAAUUUGGAUUCCACGAAAAUAAAAAACAAACAUCACGAUAAUAACAAAUCAGUAAAGUUUGGUACUAAUCAGUUCUAUAGCCCAAAUGUUAAAGAGCAAGAUCAAGUUACACAAGCAUCAGAAAAUGACAAGAUCGAGGAAGAUGAGGUUGAAGGCUUGGCUGACUUGACGAUAGAUGAAGAAGUGUUUCCAUUGGCGGUAGAAUUAAGACCGUUCAAAAAUAAAGUAGGGGGACAUACUGCAAUUUUUCGAUUUUCACGUAAAGCAGUAUGCAAAGCAUUAAUGAAUCGAGAAAAUUUAUGGUACGAGGUAGUAGAGUUAAGACUCCCCGAACUAUUGAGGUUCAUGCCAAAAUAUAUUGGUGUUUUGAAUGUCAGGUAUUCAAGUAUAAUCACUGAAGAUCCGACGAGUCAAGCACCCUCAAGGAAGAAUAGCAUGGUUGAAGAAAAUAUGAAUAAUAAGAAGAAAGAUUUUAAUUUUGGAAAUAUGUUGAUUAAUGAAGACGACGAGUUACCUCCAGAAGUUGUACUUGAUGAUAAUAAACAUAUCAUACCAGAUUUAUUGUGGAAGCAAUAUUCUACAUCAGCCCCAUCACCUAACGGAUCAUUAAUUCAGAAGCAGAACAGUGGUACUUCAUUAGAGACAUCUCCAUUUAAGAAUUCUGUAUCGUCAUCUAACACAUCAGUCACAAACUUUUUCCCAGCAUCUCCAAGGAAUAAUGAAGUUUGGUCUACAUCAGUUAACAAAGACUUGCAAGUACAAGUAAUCCAAGAAGUGUUUUCAUCUUCCCAUAAGAAAAAGAAAUCAGAGACAGGUGAUGAAAUAUUUUGUAUGGAUGAUGAAAAUGCCAUCGUUGACUUAGAUAGCAGUCAGUACUCCCAAGGAGAUGACGAUUUCACAGAAGAAAGGCGACAACAUCCGGCGCGUCGUAGCUCGUCCAUAUCGUCACCCAGACAUAAUGGACAAAUGCUAAGGAAACACACGAGGUUUGAAAGAUUUAUUUUAUUAGAGGACUUGACGGCGGAUAUGCAAAAGCCAUGUGUUCUUGAUUUGAAAAUGGGCACGAGACAAUAUGGUGUUGAGGCUAAUCCAGCCAAGCAGAAAUCACAGCGCAAUAAAUGUUUGAACACAACUUCAAGAUCUCUUGGGGUCAGAAUUUGUGGAUUACAAGUAUGGAACUUACGACACGAAAGCUAUUACAUCAAGGAUAAAUAUUUUGGAAGAAAGGUCACUAAGGGUAAGGAUUUCAGCAAGGUUUUGUCGAAGUUUUUGUAUGAUGGAAGGCUGAUAUAUUCGAUUCUCAGCAAAAUACCUAAGCUAAUUGUUCAAUUGCAAGAAUUAUAUGAAAUCUUCAAGACUCUUGUCGACUACCGCAUGUAUGGAUCAUCGAUUUUGUUAAUGUAUGACGGCAUCGACAAUAUGGACGAUAUCAAAGUAAGAAUUAUAGACUUUGCACAAUCAGUCAUUGCCGGGGAAAGCCUUCCACAGUCCACCACAAUCCCGCCUAAGAAUACUGGGUUACCGGACAGAGGAUAUUUGCGAGGCUUAAACUCUCUCAUAGGAUAUUUCAAGACGAUAUUCAGGAUUUUGUCCGGGGUAGAAUAUGUCCUGUUUGAAGAGUCGAAAAACUUAGUUGAAACGAAGAAGGAAGACUUCCAGAAAACGGCAAAUAAGUGGUUGGAUGAAUACGUCGAUAACUCUAGCGAUUCCUCAGACGACUUUGGGGACCAGUUUGAAUGCGAGUAUCCCGACUACAACUAUUCUGACGAAGGAGGAAUAUCUGAAUAA
Debaryomyces fabryi is the source of this 2508-nucleotide messenger RNA. RefSeq names its product inositol polyphosphate kinase (gene KCS1). Gene Ontology annotation, cellular component: cytoplasm; nucleus. Gene Ontology annotation, molecular function: inositol hexakisphosphate kinase activity. Gene Ontology annotation, biological process: inositol phosphate biosynthetic process; phosphatidylinositol phosphate biosynthetic process. Lineage: Eukaryota; Fungi; Ascomycota; Pichiomycetes; Serinales; Debaryomycetaceae. Bases 1 to 2508 code for a protein of 835 amino acids. The transcript has a single exon. The record is from RefSeq and is a predicted model, not a curated record.